Talaromyces proteolyticus is the source of this 909-nucleotide messenger RNA. Its product is annotated as UbiA prenyltransferase family-domain-containing protein. NCBI's taxonomy places the organism in Eukaryota, Fungi, Ascomycota, Eurotiomycetes, Eurotiales, Trichocomaceae. Gene Ontology annotation, molecular function: transferase activity, transferring alkyl or aryl (other than methyl) groups. Gene Ontology annotation, cellular component: membrane. The record is from RefSeq and is a predicted model, not a curated record. The transcript is spliced from 3 exons. The coding region runs from base 1 to 909 and encodes 302 amino acids.
AUGGCGUUUCUUGCAACCGACUGGGCAGUGGUCAUGGAUAAGGUAUGGGCGGUCGUAAAACACGAGGCUAAGCUCUGCUAUGGAUUUAUGCAUCGCGAUGUUAGCAUGGGUAUGCUUCCUGUGCCUGCUUUUACAACUGCCUCGUUGCUUUACCGAAACGCAACGAUGGAAGACAUGGCAACUACAAUCCCGAAAAGCUUCCUCCUGGGCUAUCUAUUCCUCUACAGCUUUGUUGUCGGCAAUCAGGUCUGCGGCGUCCAGGAAGAUCGUAUCAACAAGCCUGACCGGCCCAUUGCUGCCGGUAUGUCUUCGCUACAGGCGGCCCGCAUACGCUGGGCGGUUCUGACUGCUUUAUACGUUGGGUAUGGCACCUAUCUAGGCGUCGGUACUUGGUCAUUCAUGUGGGUUUUGAUUGCCUUUUCGCAUAACUUUCUCAAUCUAGGUGAUUUUGGACCGACUAAGGACCUGUGCGUUGGCAUUGGGUGCGUUGCCCAGCUGACAGCCGCUUGGUUGGUGGGUGGUUCUCCUUACGAUAUUGGCUGGUCCUGGAUUAAGGUCAUCGCCAUGUACGUUGUUCUUCCCAUUUCCGUACAGGAUCUGCGGGACGUACCAGGUGACCUCGCUAUCGGAAGACGCACUAUGCCAAUUAUCCUAGGUGAUUUGCCGUGUCGAGUCUAUAUUUCGCUUGGCGUGCUUGCUUCACAGUUCCUACUUAUUAGGAACUGUAUUCUCAACUACCGGUUUGAUAUCUCAACCAUAAUUCUUUCCAGUAUCAUUGCUACGCUGGCCAUGGCCUUGAUAUUGCGUCUGUUUGCGUUCCGUGACGUCAAAAGCGACCGCCUUUCCUACCGAUUGUACACGCUAAUCUACCUUGUUCAGCCACUGUGCGCAUGCAUCACUCUACGAUAG